Molecule: messenger RNA, 318 nt
Organism: Protopolystoma xenopodis
Lineage: Eukaryota; Metazoa; Platyhelminthes; Monogenea; Polystomatidea; Polystomatidae
Source: the annotation of a GenBank genome assembly
AUGAGUCUGCAAAAGCCUAACAUUACGGGCAUCGGCCGAUCAAGCUAUGGGUCAGAUCGGCAAUGGUACCGACUGAGAGGCUGGUUUAUUGCUGUGAACGCCUUCAGCAUCGCCUGUCGAUGCGGCAAAUCGUCCCGAGGCGCGGCUCCACACGCCCAUCUCAGCGACGGCUGCAUCGACCUGGUUCUGGUGCACGCCUGUUCUCGCUUCGACUUUCUUCAUUUCCUUCUCAUGAUGAGUAGAAGCGCUGGUCCUACUACUCUGAUUGCUGGUACUGAGACAGACGUUGAAGACGAGUCGGUUGAGACCAGUCGGUAG